Molecule: messenger RNA, 4084 nt
Organism: Rhea pennata
Lineage: Eukaryota; Metazoa; Chordata; Aves; Rheiformes; Rheidae
Gene: TXNRD1
Product: thioredoxin reductase 1
Exons: 15
Coding region: 21-1709 (562 amino acids)
Biological process (GO): glutathione metabolic process; cellular response to oxidative stress; cell redox homeostasis
Cellular component (GO): cytosol; mitochondrion
Molecular function (GO): flavin adenine dinucleotide binding; thioredoxin-disulfide reductase (NADPH) activity; glutathione-disulfide reductase (NADPH) activity
Source: RefSeq, a predicted model, not a curated record
GCGCCGCGCCGGGCCGCGCGAUGGGGAGCGCCCUGCGGAAGAGCAAAGCGGAGCGGCGGCGCGCAGCAGAGAAUGCACAGAAGCUGCAAGAAGCACCCUGUGAACUAGCCACAGAAACUUCACAGCCAGUUGUUUUUGUGCAGGAGAAGCAAAAAGGAGAUCAUGAGAAAACUUUAAAGGCAGAUAAAGAAAGCAACCUCCAGAAACUGUUGGAAAUGAAUGGGCAUAUGCAGGUGCCCCAUUCCUACGACUAUGACCUCAUUGUCAUUGGUGGGGGCUCAGGUGGUCUGGCUGCUGCCAAGGAGGCUGCCAAAUAUGACAAGAAAGUGAUGGUGCUGGACUUUGUCAUGCCUACGCCUCUGGGAACAUCAUGGGGUCUUGGAGGAACAUGUGUAAAUGUGGGCUGCAUACCUAAAAAAUUGAUGCACCAGGCAGCUUUACUGGGACAAGCCUUGCAAGAUUCACGCAAAUUUGGAUGGCAGUUUACAGAAGAAGUCAAACACAACUGGAUGACUAUGACAGAAUCUGUUCAAAAUUACAUUGGUUCACUGAACUGGGGCUAUCGGGUGGCACUGAGAGAGAAGAAAGUCACGUAUGAGAAUGCUUAUGGAGAAUUUGUUGGACCACACACAGUUAAGGCAACAAAUAAAAGAGGAAUUGAGAAACUGUACACAGCUAAGAGAUUCCUCAUUGCCACUGGUGAAAGACCACGUUACCUGGGAAUCCCUGGAGACAAGGAGUACUGCAUUAGCAGUGAUGAUCUUUUUUCUCUGCCUUACUGUCCAGGGAAAACCCUCGUGGUUGGAGCUUCUUAUGUUGCCCUGGAAUGUGCAGGAUUUCUUGCAGGUCUUGGAUUAGAUGUCACUGUAAUGGUGAGAUCCAUUCUUCUAAGAGGAUUUGACCAGGAUAUUGCAAACAAAAUUGGUGAAUAUAUGGAAGAACAUGGAAUCAACUUUAUUAAACAGUUUGUGCCAAUCAAGAUUGAACAGAUUGAGGAAGGAACUCCUGGAAGAUUCAAAGUUACAGCUCAGUCCACAGCUGGGAACCAGAUAAUUGAAGGGGAAUACAAUACUGUGUUGCUAGCAAUUGGAAGAGAUGCGUGCACAAGAAAAAUUGGUUUGGACAAAGUUGGAGUGAAGAUCAAUGAAAAAACAGGAAAAAUCCCUGUCAAUGAUGAAGAGCAAACAAAUGUGCCGUAUAUUUAUGCUAUUGGAGAUAUACUACAGGACAAGCUGGAACUCACACCAGUGGCAAUCCAGGCAGGAAGACUGUUAGUUCAAAGGCUUUAUGGUGGAUCAACCAUUAAGUGUGACUAUAUGAAUGUUCCAACAACAGUGUUCACUCCUUUGGAGUAUGGAGCCUGUGGGUAUUCUGAAGAGAGUGCAGUGGAGAAGUUUGGGGAGGAAAACAUUGAGGUGUACCAUAGUUAUUUCUGGCCACUAGAAUGGACUGUCCCAUCCAGAGACAACAAUAAAUGCUACGCAAAGAUAAUUUGCAAUAUUCAAGAUAAUGAGAGAGUCAUUGGUUUCCAUGUCCUUGGUCCAAAUGCUGGAGAAGUUACCCAGGGGUUUGCAGCUGCUAUUAAAUGUGGAAUGACAAAAGAACAAUUGGACAGCACCAUAGGAAUCCAUCCAGUCUGUGCAGAGAUAUUUACCACGCUCUCUGUGACUAAGCGUUCUGGUGGAAAUACCCUUCAGGCUGGGUGCUGAGGUUAAAGACCCCCAUUGCCGUUAUUGCCAGAGACUGACUUUCAUCGCUGUGGCUGACUUGUGCAAUUUGGAACGGAUGUUUUGAGAGAAGUCAUCAUCAGAACCUCUGCAGAAAUGUUUAAAUCUUAGCCAAAGCGCUCCGUUAUCCUAUGGAGAAGAGAACUGUGGGAGUUUAGUCACUUGCAGUGAUUGGAUGGCAAUCAGCAACGCAAUGGGAAUAUUGACUAUUGAGCUGUUGCUUGGCAGGGCAUUUAACAGAAUGCUUUCAUGAAAUCACAGCCUGCAGCCAGCAUUUCCUGGUGGGCAGUGAUGGAAGAACUGUUAGCACAGCUGUACAAUAACUUUCUUUUCCUCUCUCUUUUGUUACCUGUACAAAGAGCUUCCUAAUUUAAAUGUGUUACCACAAGUUCAGAUAAUUGUACGGUGCCUCUGUGUACUAAGCUAUAAAGCUGUAAUAGCAAGUUCUGUUCAUGAACAAACUUUUUAUCAGAUCACAGUCACACAGUGAGGUAUGCCUGUGGAUGGGAGAUUGUAUCUACAUGUUUGAUCAUGAGGAAGAAAAUAUCCUUGCAGAAAGGUUUAGUACCAUCUAGAAUAGCAUCUCUCUUGGCUUCCAAAAUGACUUUGUCACAAUUUUUUAGAGAUAUUUAUUUGUGAAAACAUUUUUCUUGAUGAGUCAGGAAAGUAUUUUUAAAGCAUUAUUAUAUAGAAAAGCUUUUUUCUGAUAGUCACAACCAUGCGUAUACACAGAUGUGAUCUUUUUAGCUUUAUCUUGUAGCUUAUGUUAUUAUAAUUAAUUCACUUUGGAACUGACAGAAAUCCAAUUUGGAAUAAAUUAUUUUGACAAGAGCUUUGUAGAGCUUCAUUCGAUUUGAAUAAAUACUUUCUUUUCACGUGGGCUAUCAUAUGCUGCAUUGUGUCUGGUCUGAAGUUGCCGCUUUGAACACAGCAGCAUGGAGGCAGUCCUUCAGGUUCGUUGAGCUGUGCAGUCAAAAACAAACUAACCAAACAAAACAUCUCACCCAGCCUCCAAAAACCAUUUGUGAAAUCUUCUAGGUAGACAAGAUUUAAAGCUAUAUUUAGUUCCACAUAUUCUUUGUUUUGUAUUUGAUUAAGAAAACAGUACUUUUUAAACAGAUUUCCAUUAAAAAUGACAAACAGACUUACUUUUUUGAAUAUUCCUCCUGUGCUGGAUAAACUGCAUACAUAUUUAUCAAGAAAUGGUAAAAUGCCUCUUUGUAAUGGAAAUGAACCUGCUUUUUGAUCUGGUUCUUCAUUUCCUUCUGUUUUAGCAGGAGGUUACAGAUUACUAAUAGUUCUUGGGAGUUCAGUGUUGCAGCAUGAAUAAAAGUUUAAAUUAUCCAGCUCCCUGAGCAGAAGACGUUAUGCCUAAAUUUCUACCCAGUAACAAAUUCAUUUUUUCUACUGAGUUUUCUAUAAUAGUGCUUUAAGUUAUUUUUAUAAACUCAUACAUAACUGAAGGAUUUUUAAACAUGUUUUAUAUGGAAUCAGAACAAUCUGUGGUGUUACUUUUCUGGCCAGUUCAUUGAAUACAUGGGAUGUUGCACAGAUGCUCAGUUUGAUGGAUCUUCCAAGCAAAGAAAUAGUGGUUUAUUUCUUUAUUUAAGGCCAGAAGAGGCCACUUUGAAGAACCUAGUUGUGAUUUUUUUUUUUAAUCUUUUGAGUUUUGAAGGUAGGUAUUACUUGGAAAACUGGGCUUGGGAGGUUUUUUGUGUGCAUUUUUUUCCUCUUAAAGAUAUAAAAAGGAUAUACUUAAGGCAUGAAUUAGUGAUCUAACUUCAACUAACGUAAUGUUUAACAGUGUUUGCACUAGCUGCGAUAUGUAACUUCAGAAAAAAACAGGAAUACUGCUUCAUGAGCUGUUCAGCUAUGUAGUUGUUCAUACUUAGGCACAGAGAUACCAACAUUUUCAAAGAUGUCUGUAAGAAAGUCAGAUUUUGCAGUGUAGGAAUUACAGUAGGUAUGAGCUUGGCUUUGCAAGGUUGGACCAUAUACAUAUCUGUCCUUUUUCAUGAGUCAUAUCCUCAUUAAUAAUGUACAUUUUCCAAACUACUGACUUAUUUAUAAUUUAGUAGAUUUUUUUUUCUUUAAAACUGUGAAAUCGUGUGGGUUUUUUUUUUUUAUUCUUCCUAACGUUUCGUCUUUUCUCCCCAGAAGGAAAAUGCUUUCUGGUGUGUAUUUCAGUAUCAUCUCUGCAUGAUGACACAUAUAUUAUAUGAUAACAUCACAUAAGGCUGUUUUAAAUGCCAAAGCCAAGUAUUUAAUGUUUGUAUCAAAUUAAGCAUACAUUUGGUCAUGUAUGCUUUGGAAAUAUGUACUAGAAAAUGUAAUAAAUUAACUGGUAUUUAUAUUCA